Messenger RNA from Phanerochaete carnosa HHB-10118-sp, 953 nucleotides. RefSeq lists its product as uncharacterized. Lineage: Eukaryota; Fungi; Basidiomycota; Agaricomycetes; Polyporales; Phanerochaetaceae. The record is from RefSeq and is a predicted model, not a curated record. The transcript is spliced from 5 exons. Bases 574 to 873 code for a protein of 99 amino acids.
UUCUCACCAUUGCUGCAGGUACUGCGCCUGAUGCAAGCUAUCCCAACGGUUCUCGUCGCUCUCUCCGCCAAUGUCAACCCGCAGCACACACCCAAGAAGGCGAGCCGCGUCGCACGACCGUAGCGAACAGAACCCAGCGGAGCGGUCUCACUACGUGAAGUUCGGCGAGGCAGAGAUGCGAGACGUCAGACGGCAAGUCUCGUUAGAUGUGAAGUCGUAAGGGUGUAUUACCAUGAGUCGUCCCCAGCGCCGAUACUGGUAUCAAGGUCCCUGCAGCCGAUUUCAUGCUUUGAUACGGCGAAGGAAUAUUGACAGGAGGAUCUCAUGGGAGACCUAUAUUAAAGCUCCGCCGACCCACCAGCCCUCCUGUAUGUCGCAAGUUCUGAAUUUCUCACCACCUUCGACGGCCCGGCCAUCCUAACAGAGGCAAGAAUGGACGCUAGUACUCGCACCGAUAAGAAGAGUACCAUCUCGAUAUUCAGCACUCCACCAAAUCUGCUGCGGUAGGACGGUGAUCCAACGGGGCGGACAGGCGACCCGUAACGGCCAGUGCCACUGAUUUGGUACCGUUGUAUGCCCUCUGCGACUCUAACACUGGCAUGUCGGGAGGUCGCUCAGAUCAUUGCUUCGGCUGCCGUUAGCCAAGGUUUCCUCACUGCGGUCGGCUGGCCCUGCAAUAACUCUGCACACUUCCUUGAACGGCUCGCUAACCCGAAAGGCAAGCAGCUCUCGGAGGCAUUCUACACCGUCUUUUGCUGCGGCGGCCGCGACUGGAUCCUGAAAUAUCAGCGUAUCUUGACGUUGUGCGACGAUAUUCUUGCCGAGCGCGGCGGCCAUACUGGUUCUUCAUAUCUCGAAGCGUUUGAGAAGUAGGAGACGGCACUACGGGGUGCGCUUCACAAGGUCGGUGUCUUCUUACUAUGUGCCAUGAUGGCUUACCGUUGACUGCUCUC